AUGUGUCGGAGUUGGCUUGGUGGCCCUGGACUUCAGCGGGAAGAGGAGGAGGCCUUUGCCAGCAGCCAGAGCAGCCAGAGCAGCCAGGGGGCCCAGUCCCUCACCUUCUCCAAGUUUGAAGAAAAGAAAACCAACGAGAAGACCCGUAAGGUCACCACGGUGAAGAAGUUCUUCAGUGCUUCGUCCAGGGUGGGAUCAAAGAAAGACAUUCAGGAAGCCAAAACCGCCAGCCCUUCCAUAAACCGACAAGCCAGCAUUGAAACGGAUAGAGUAUCUAAGGAGUUCAUAGAAUUUCUCAAGACCUACCACAAGACAGGUCAAGAAAUCUACAAGCAGACCAAGAUAUUUUUGGAAACAAUGCAUUUUAAAAGGGAAUUAAGCAUCGAGGAACAAUCGGAAUGUACUCAGGAUUUUUACCAAAACGUGGCUGAGAAAAUGCAGACCCGCGGCAAAGUGCCUCCAGAGCGAGUUGAGAAGAUAAUGGACCAGAUUGAGAAGUACAUCAUGACGCGUCUCUAUAAACACGUGUUCUGUCCAGAAACUACUGAUGAUGAGAAGAAAGACCUCGCCAUUCAGAGGAGGAUCAGAGCCCUGCACUGGGUGACGCCGCAGAUGCUGUGUGUCCCUGUCAGUGAAGAGAUCCCGGAAGUGUCCGACAUGGUGGUGAGAGCCAUUACAGAUAUCAUCGAAAUGGACUCGAAGCGGGUACCUCGGGACAAGCUGGCCUGUAUCACCAAGUGCAGUAAGCACAUCUUCAACGCCAUCAAGGUCACCAAGAACGAGCCGGCCUCCGCCGACGACUUCCUGCCCACGCUCAUCUACAUUGUUCUCAAAGGCAAUCCACCACGUCUGCAGUCCAACAUCCAGUAUAUCACCCGCUUCUGUAACCCCAGCCGGCUCAUGACCGGAGAGGACGGCUACUACUUCACCAACCUGUGCUGCGCCGUGGCUUUCAUUGAGAAAUUAGAUGCUCAGUCUCUGAACUUGAGUCAAGAGGAUUUUGACCGCUACAUGUCCGGCCAGACCUCGCCCAGAAAGCAAGACUCCGAGCCCUGGUCUCCAGACGCAUGCGUCGGCGUCAAGCAAAUGUACAAGAACUUAGAUCUCCUGUCUCAAUUGAAUGAACGGCAGGAAAGGAUCAUGAGUGAAGCCAAGAAACUUGAAAAAGAUCUCAUAGAUUGGACAGACGGGAUUACCAAAGAGGUUCAAGACAUUGUCGAGAAAUACCCCCUGGAAAUUAAGCCCCCAAAUCAGCCUCUAGCAGCCAUUGACUCUGAAAAUGUGGAAAACGAUAAGCUCCCUCCACCCUUGCAGCCUCAGGUCUAUGCGGGAUGA
This is a messenger RNA of Chrysochloris asiatica (Cape golden mole), 1335 nucleotides long. It is a transcript of the gene RABGEF1, whose product is annotated as RAB guanine nucleotide exchange factor (GEF) 1. Gene Ontology annotation, cellular component: endocytic vesicle; cytosol. Gene Ontology annotation, molecular function: small GTPase binding; guanyl-nucleotide exchange factor activity. The record is from RefSeq and is a predicted model, not a curated record. The transcript is spliced from 8 exons. Gene Ontology annotation, biological process: vesicle-mediated transport. Lineage: Eukaryota; Metazoa; Chordata; Mammalia; Afrosoricida; Chrysochloridae. Bases 1 to 1335 code for a protein of 444 amino acids.